AUGGAGGUGAGAGAGAGGAGGGGGGAGAGAGAGGAGAGAGAGGAGGAGAGAGAGGAGGGGGGAGAGAGAGGAGAGAGAGGAGGAGAGAGACACUCACUCACACGUGUAAUCCAUGUUUGCCUGCCUCACGUGGUGGAGAGGUAAAGAUUCAAUUAAAGGAUAAAGGGACUAAAAUAGCUCUUUUCCCCCCAGUCAACAGUCAGGCCAACGUCUGCAAUGGCACCCUAUCCCCUAUACAGCGCACAUAGAACUCUGGCAGAAAGUAGUGCACUAUAUAGGGAAUAGGGUGCCAUUCUCUGGUCUAAAGUAGUGCACUAUAUAGGGAAUAGGGUGCCAUUCUCUGGUCUAAAGUAGUGCCCUAUAUAGGGAAUAGGGUGCCAUUCUCUGGUCUAAAGUAGUGCACUAUAUAGGGAAUAGGGUGCCAUUCUCUGGUCUAAAGUAGUGCCCUAUAUAGGGAAUAGGGUGCCAUUCUCUGGUCUAAAGUAGUGCACUAUAUAGGGAAUAGGGUGCCAUUCUCUGGUCUAAAGUAGUGCCCUAUAUAGGGAAUAGGGUGCCAUUCUCUGGUCUAAAGUAGUGCCCUAUAUAGGGAAUAGGGUGCCAUUCUCUGGUCUAAAGUAGUGCCCUAUAUAGGGAACAGGGUGCCAUUCUCUGGUCAAAAGUAGUGCACUAUAUAGGGAAUAGGGUGCCAUUCUCUGGUCUAAAGUAGUGCCCUAUAUAGGGAAUAGGGUGCCAUUCUCUGGUCUAAAGUAGUGCACUAUAUAGGGAAUAGGGCGCCAUUCUCUGGUCUAAAGUAGUGCACUAUAUAGGGAAUAGGGUGCCAUUCUCUGGUCUAAAGUAGUGCACUAUAUAGGGAAUAGGGUGCCAUUCUCUGGUCUAAAGUAGUGCACUAUAUAGGGAAUAGGGUGCCAUUCUCUGGUCUAAAGUAGUGCACUAUAUAGAGAAUAGGGUGCCAUUCUCUGGUCUAAAGUAGUGCCCUAAAUAGGGAAUAGGGUGCCAAUUGGGACGCACACUCAUCUGUUGUUUAUCACUACGGAGUAUCACUCUCCAGAUCAUCUGUUGUUUAUCAUUAUGGAGUAUCACUCUCCAGAUCAUCUGUUGUUUAUCAUUACGGAGUAUCACUCUCCAGAUCAUCUGUUGUUUAUCACUAGGGAGUAUCAACUCUCCAUAUCAUCUUUGUUGUUUAUCAUUAUGGAGUAUCACUCUCCAGAUCAUCUGUUGUUUAUCACUAUGGAGGAUCACUCUCCAGAUCAUCUGUAGUUUAUCACUACGGAGUAUCACUCUCCAGAUCAUCUGUUGUUUAUCACUACGGAGUAUCACUCUCCAGAUCAUCUGUUGUUUAACGCUAUGGAGUAUCACUCUCCAGAUCAUCUGUUGUUUAACGCUUAUCACUACGGAGUAUCACUCUCCAGAUCAUCUGUUGUUUAUCAUUAUGGAGUAUCACUCUCCAGAUCAUCUGUUGUUUAUCACUACGGAGUAUCACUCUCCAGAUCAUCUGUUGUUUAUCACUACGGAGUAUCACUCUCCAGAUCAUCUGUUGUUUAUCAUUAUGGAGUAUCAUUCUCCAGAUCAUCUGUUGUUUAUCACUAUGGAGUAUCACUCUCCAGAUCAUCUGUUGUUUAUCACUAUGGAGUAUCACUCUCCAGAUCAUCUGUUGUUUAACGCUUAUCACUAUGGAGGAUCACUCUCCAGAUCAUCUGUUGUUUAUCAUUAUGGAGUAUCACUCUCCAGAUCAUCUGUAGUUUAUCACUACGGAGUAUCACUCUCCAGAUCAUCUGUUGUUUAUCACUACGGAGUAUCACUCUCCAGAUCAUCUGUUGUUUAUCACUAUGGAGUAUCACUCUCCAGAUAA
This is a messenger RNA of Coregonus sp. 'balchen', 1849 nucleotides long. NCBI's taxonomy places the organism in Eukaryota, Metazoa, Chordata, Actinopteri, Salmoniformes, Salmonidae. The record is from the annotation of a GenBank genome assembly.